This is a messenger RNA of Aspergillus ochraceoroseus IBT 24754, 1156 nucleotides long. RefSeq names its product cytochrome oxidase assembly protein SHY1. Gene Ontology annotation, biological process: mitochondrial respiratory chain complex IV assembly. Lineage: Eukaryota; Fungi; Ascomycota; Eurotiomycetes; Eurotiales; Aspergillaceae. Gene Ontology annotation, cellular component: membrane; mitochondrion. The transcript has 4 exons. The coding region runs from base 1 to 975 and encodes 324 amino acids. The record is from RefSeq and is a predicted model, not a curated record.
AUGCGAUCGGUCUUUUCGGUCCUGCAGCGGACCGCUACAACCCCGGUAUGGCAACAACCGAUUUCUUCCAUCCGGGGUCCUCACUCUCGCCUGGCCUUCAAGCUUGAUUCAAUUUGCGCCAGAUGUCGCCGCCAGCAGAUCCGAUUCUCAAGUAACCGGCAACUGGCCGAUGAUCCCCGGUGGCUCUCUGUCGUGGACAACCCAGCUCAACUUGUGCGAACAGGUCGCAAACAUGGUCCUGGUUUAAUUCUUCUCGCAUUGAUUCCUAUUAUUUCGUUCGCAUUGGGAACAUGGCAGAUCCAGCGUUUGGACUGGAAGACACAACUGAUCGCGAAAUAUGAAGAUCGUCUGGUUCGAGAUCCUCUCCCGCUCCCUCCGCGUGUUGAUCCCAGCGUUGUUUCCGAAUUCGAUUAUCGCCGUGUCUAUGCUACGGGUCGUUUGCGACAUGACCAGGAAAUGCUGAUCGGGCCUCGUAUGCGUGACGGCCAGGAUGGAUUUUUGGUUGUUACGCCGCUGGAGCGAGGAGAGGGCGAGAGUACGGUGCUGGUUAAUAGGGGGUGGAUUUCUAGGAAGAUGAAGGACCAAAAGGACAGGGCGACGGGGCUGCCGCAGGGCGAGGUCACUGUUGAAGGGCUACUACGGGAGCCCUGGAAGAAGAACAUGUUUACGCCGGAUAACAAGCCGGAGGAAGGGAAAUUCUACUUUCCAGAUGUUGAGCAGAUGGCUGAAUUGACCGGCAGUCAGCCGGUUUGGAUUGAGCAGACAAUGGUCCCGGAUUUGGUUGAGUCGUACGACAGGGAGGCAAAGGGCAUCCCGAUCGGUCGACCGGCCGAAGUGAACCUGAAAAACAACCACAGCCAGUAUAUCUUCACAUGGUACGGAUUGUCCCUUGCGACAUCUAUCAUGCUGUGGAUGAUUAUCCGAAAGAGGCCUAACGAGGCCACACGUCGUGUGCGUCAGAAUCGGAAUUGGUAGUUUUGCCGUGCUGGUUUCGCGCAUACGGAGGCGUCGGUUCUGCUUGUCUAUUAUACGGUUUACUGUAAGAUAGUAUUCAUCAUGGCGGCAUUGCGAGUCUCAUAUCCUGCAGCAGCUCCUUGGGCAGAUGCUUUUGUGCGAGAGAAAAUACCGUUGUAGUGUUAUUGAGAUGUCGUUGCCU